UGCUUUCUUGUUUCUUUUUUCGGUUUGUUAUUUCUGCUUUAAUAAUCUGAAGUGGUGUUUGGGCUCAGUAUGGGACUCCCCGGUGUGAAAUGACAGACGGUGCGUUGAAUUUGACAGACACCGUAAUGUUGCGCAAACCUUUUCCUUUAACUUGAAGAAGUUCCUAAAGGCCGGUGGACAGUAUUUUACAUUAAAUAGGAGGCUGUUGUAUGCCUAGAUUUAUGAUAACAAAUAGUGUAUUAUAGAAAGUUGUGAAAUUAUAAACUUGAAAGUAAGUGGUCUUUUAUUGUCGAUGAUUAAGCGUUGGAUGAAUUGCUAAAGUGAAUCAGGUGGGCUGCUAGAAACAGAAAAUAAGAGUGGAGGGGAGCAUUUCAGUGACGGUGUGUGGGUAUGGGAGUUAGCGUAAUGUGAAUUUAUUGAUCUGUUCCCAGGUAUUUUUUCUUAUUUUGGCUUCAUUACACGAGUUUUUUUUUAGUUUGUUCCCCUAUAAGAGCGCUAUAAACCCAUCAGUAGAUUAACUCUGCAGUGCUUUUCUUUGUUUUGAUUUUCAGUUUUGCCGCUGGCCAUCCAGAUGUUUUAAUGUAUUCCAGUAGUACUACGGUUUGCCAUGUGAAUUUCCUUUGUUCGUCUGUGUAAACAAAGAGAGCCCCUUUCGUCCCUCCUUGGCUCUGGUAAAUCGGAAGGUUUAUGAUAGUUACUAUUAAGGAGAUUAUUUGGGCCCUUUAAUCUCCAAUCUGAGGAUUAACUGACGCUAUAUUGGUGUGUCCAGAUUAUUACGUCUCUGCUCAGCCUGUCGCUCUCCUGAUAGUGCUGGGGCACCUUCAGCAAAACAAGAAGAAAAUUAUCAGGCGUUUCUGUCAUUAAUUCUUAUAACCAGCUUAGCACAUUAGCCUAAAUUGCAGGUACACCGACUCCCCACCUGCCACUAAGAACUACUUGAAAGUUAACAGUCAGUCCGCGCUGGGAUUGUUGAAUUAAAUAUAAACUAGCCAUUUUAAGUUACUCUGUCUGUUUUGUCGUAAUAUUUCUUAUAAAAACAGCAGCACGUACGUAGUAGUUGGACAAUAUCACCAGUCACUCCGUCGAAAUUCGCUGAAAUCCGCACAAUGGAGGCGGAGAGCGUCCCCCCGAUUGACCCAGAUUUUGAGCCACAGAGCAGACCGAGGUCGUGCACAUGGCCGCUGCCUCGGCCCGACAUCUCAGCUGUCAAAGCGGAGGGGACAGACGGCGCCGAGUCCACCGCCGGGACCCCGCCCGCCGAGGAAGACAAACACGAGCCUCAGCAAAUCAGCGCCGAGCCAGAGAAAGCUGUGGCCUCGGAGGGAGGAGUCGUAGCCGGCGUGGGCGGGGCCACGCCCAGGAAGGGUUCAUCCCGUCGCAACGCGUGGGGCAAUCAAUCCUACGCCGAUCUGAUAAGCCAGGCCAUCGAGAAUUCCCCGGAAAAACGACUCACUCUGGCACAGAUCUACGACUGGAUGGUGAAGACGGUGCCGUAUUUCAAGGAUAAAGGAGACAGCAACAGUUCUGCUGGGUGGAAGAAUUCCAUUCGGCACAAUUUGUCCCUCCAUAACAAGUUUUUGAGAGUACAUAAUGAAUCAACAGGAAAGAGCUCAUGGUGGAUGCUCAAUCCCGAGGGGGGGAAGACGGGGAAAGCCCCUCGCCGCCGCGCUGCCUCCAUGGACAAUAGCACUAAAUUGCUGAAAAGCCGCAUGCGGGCUAAGCAAACCAAAAAGCAGGCCGGUGCAGGUGGCAUCAGUGGUCCUGGAGGUGCCAUCCAGGGUGAGGGUGUGUCUGGGGCAGGGGGUGCUGACAGUCCUGGCCCUCCGGGACAGUUUGGGAAAUGGGGGGUGAACAGUAGCAGCCCAUCAUCCCGCGGUAGCUUGGAUGAUCAAGACAUGUGGACAGGCUUCAGGCCACGCACCAGCUCCAAUGCCAGCACCCUGAGUGGCAGGCUCUCUCCAAUUGCCCCAGGACAAGAAGACGAAGACAACUUGCCUGAAGAUGGGCUUCUGAGUGGGUAUACGAGUGGCAGUCUUCCACCGACACUUACUGAGACCCUAAUGGAGGAAUUGGACCUAAUUGAUGGGCUUACUUUAAUGACAGCACAGCAAGGGGGUGCAAGUCCAAGUACUGCCCCCCAAGCCCCACCUACACCACUGCCCUCUGCAUCUACUCUGCUGCCUCGUGGAACUAAAUUUCCCUCUUAUCGUCAGCUGCAGCCAGUGAAGGGACCUCAGGGACCAACCCAGCCAGGGUCACAGAGCUCAGUUCAACAGGGAGGGGCCUCCAGCACGAGCCCAUCAAACUUUGGCAACUCACUCUUUAACCCUCUGCCUGGACCUGGAUCUCGGAGUGGGUUCAGUACUCAUGUGCCCUCCAGCCUUGAGGCACUUCUCACUUCUGACUCGCCCCCACCAAGUGAUGUCAUGAUGACUCAAGUGGACCCUCUGAUGCCCAGCCAGGGAGGUACUAAUCUCCUGGGGCUUGGGGGGCCCAUGUCUGGCAACCCAGCUAAGCCUAGUCAGAUAAUUUUGGGCAAGAGUAUGAAACCUAGCCCAGUAGGGCAGAUGACCCUUCAGCCCCAGACCCAACUACAGCCACAGCAGCAGCAGCAUGCUCAGUUGAACUUUGGCAUGCUGCUGUCAGGCAUGGGCCAGGAACCAGCACAGCUAACAGCCAUGAAGACCCAACAUCAAGUGCCAGGUGGAGGGCUACUUCAACAUGGAGCUGUCCCUUCAGCAGGAGGGAAUGGAGGUGUUCAGGGGAUAAGCCAGUUUGGAACACCAGCUUGCUUUUUGCCCUCUCAGGACCGUCUACCCACAGACUUGGAUAUUGACAUGUUCACAGAAAACCUAGACUGUGAUGUUGAUUACAUCAUCAACAGUGACCUUAUGGAUGGAGAUGCAAUUGACUUCAACUUCGACCCCAUUGUACCAGCUGGGCAAAGUUACCCUGGGCCAGCGACCACCCAGAGCUCCUCUCACAACUGGGUGCCCAGCUAACUUUGCUGAAGGUAGAAGCAGGACAGUUCUUCUUCCCUAAAAAAUGAUGGAAACUCAUGGUGCAUUGCCUAAAAUGUUGACCCAUUCAGUUUUUUUCCCCAUUGUACCUCAAAUACAUAAUCUGUUUUGGCUGAACAUAUAAACUGACUUGGCCAUUUUUUAAAUGUUUUUGGCAACUUUUUUUUAUUUGGAUCACAAAAGCAAACAAGUGCCAAUGUAUACCGGGAAGUGGGCUAUUGGACACCUAGACAUCAAACACAGGAAACAUCUUGAAACAUGUUAUAUGUACAAAAGUUGCUGUUUUGUCAGAUGCUGGGUAGGAAAAAGAAGAGAAUACAGUAGUGAAGAAGCACAAUUAAUGAACUACUAAUCAUGCAUUACAGUUAUGCCUAUUACUAAUACCAAAGUAGCGCAAGACUGAGAUGGUACUUCUCUUCUUUGAUCUAAAGACAGAACUGACUUGGCCAGGAGAAUCAAACUUUGCAGGUCCUUAAGACAUGAGGACCUCCCUUUAUUGAUCAGCAGCUAAAAAAAGAACCAUGAAAUUUCAAAACAAAGUAAAGCUGCAUUAAGCACUUGAAUGGAUCGGUGGAUCAGAUGGAUAACACAGCUGGCUUUAUCACUAGAACGGAUCGGUGGAUCAGACGGAUAACACAGCUGACCUGUCAACUUUCUGACGACCUCCUGAAGGCAGCAUUAAACCACAUGAACACAUAAAACAGUGUAAUCUUCACCAUUUGACAGAGUUUGAAUGGAGAUGGUCUUACUGAGCCCAGAACAUAAUGUAUAGUUGGACACACUGUGCUCCAGAUAGCACAGUCUCAGUGGUACGAGGUGUACUCAUACUUUGUGUCUUAGUAUGGAAGGAGGCUAAACAAAAGAAAAUAUUUCAAGAUGGUUUGGCAAUGUUAUGGCGUUUAAUGAGCUUUUAGUUUGGCAUGUAUAACAUCUGCUCAGGAAGGUAUUUUUCCCCCUUGUGUGCUGAAGAUUGGAGGCUGAUCACUAAGUGAGACUGAUUUUGAAUACUUGCUCUUAAAUUAUGUUAUUAAUAGUAUGAAGAAAUGUGACACACAGGGCAUUUUGAUGUACCAUAGAAUUUGAAUGAUCGCUUCUAUGGUUUUUACCACUCUGCCAACAAGUUGAAUGGCAUAGUGUUAUCAGAAAUAGAGUGCCCUUUUGCAAGAUGCAAUAUUUGAAGUUUUUUUGUGUAUUGCUUGAUUUUUCUAGUACUCGCAAGUGCUUGAAUUCGCAGAAAAGAAUCCAAAGUAAUGUUGAAUCAUUUCAUUUAAAGGUUUAAUUGAUUGGUAAUUCAACAGACACUAUACAACACUGUGUCUAUGGCAUGUAGAAUUCUUUUAAACUGUGCAAAAAGGGGGUGAGAUGUUAUUUUCUCAGUGAUUACUCUUUCUAAUUUACUACUAACCAUCUUUUGUAUAAAUUUGUUAAAAAGAGAAAGAAAACAAUUGAUAAUAUUGACUACAGUUUUAUUGUCCAACUUAGAUUGGGGCUAUAUUGUUAUUAAGCAGAUAUUCUUACUAAUCAGAAAAUACACUGUUCAUAUGUUUUGUUUUUUUUUAAACUGCAGAAAUGAUCACAAUUUUUAACGGUCAUUUUCUAUGUAAUCUUUUAUUUUUGUAAGAGAUGAGAUGCAUGUAGAUUUUAUACAUAACCAAAGGAACACUAAGAACUGCAUGUCAGACUGGGAGAGCUUGAGAUGAAAGUAUUGCAGUGUAGAUAAGCUUUACACAAUGGAGCCUGUUAAAAUAUUGAAGCAUUAACAUUUUAUUAAGUCAAAUAAAUGGAUUGCAUGGAUGCAUUUAUUAAGAUAACAUGCUUUGCAAAUUAGAAUUUGUCAUGUGAUCUCUAUAUUGUGAUAAAAAAUUGCAGAUGAUGUAAUGAGCUCUAUCACAUUGCCAGACAAUUUAUAUGAUUUCAUCUCAAAAAAAAAAAAAAAAAAAUACUGCUCAAACAGAAAGUGGAAGAUGCAAUGUUUAACUCUCAGGGUUUUAAAAAAAUAAUAAUAAUAAUGAAAAAGAACUUCCUGAAGGAAGCGGUAAGAUAAUCAUAUUGAAAACUCAUUGCUGAUUUUAUAAGCGCUACCCAGCCAUCACUUUCAAUGUUUUAACAUUGCAGAAGUAUAUCUUCAUGUUCCACUUGAUGUAUGCAUUUACAGAAUUUUGAUAAAAAAAACUGUUGUAAACUGCCAACGAACACUAUUGCAUGUUGCUCUAGAGCAAAUCCUACAGCUCCAUACUCUCAUCUUUUCUUUUCAACAUCUUUUGAGUUCUGCUUUAGAAAGGUUGACAUUUUCCUUCGUUUGGUUGGUCGGUUUUACUCCGUUAGUUUAAAAUCAGCAUUCUCAUCUUCUUUAUAUAGAUUGGACUUUGAUUUGCGAGCUGGAUAUUAUUCAUCAUUUAACUGUAAUAACUUGAGUAUAUUAGAUAUAAACUAACUGUUAAAAGCUCUGCGCUUGCAGAGGAUUUAUGUUUUCUUCUAUUGAUCGGUGCUAGACGUUAUCUAUGACAAUUAAAGAGGGCCAUAUUUAGAUUUCAGGGCCUUGAAUCAUUUUAUGCAGCACAUGUUCUGUACAAUUUUUCAAUAUAGAAAAUAGAAAGAUAAAUUGACCUAUAUUAUAAUCCCCAAACAUUGUUAGUUUUGUAGAUUUUGAAUAACUUUGUGGAUGCAGAUGAGGGGGUUAGCCAUUGAAUUAGUCUCUCACCACACAUCAAGUAACAAUGCACUACAUUUCUUAAAAUUAGCCUCUCUUUUAAAAAAAAAUGGAAAAAAAAGAGGAAACAUGGUGUUAUUUCGUUAUUAAGGCGAAUGAUCUCGAUCUGUAUUUCAAUUAACCGUUUACAUCAUCGCUCUGGUCUUUUUGGGCUUUACCUUGUUCAUGCAUGUGUGUUUGUGUGCUACAUGUUCUGUAUGUUUGAGUUAGGAAUGAUGAUGUAUUGAUUGUGUGGUUGGUGACGAUAGCUGAUUGGAGAAUGACAGUGAGUAUUGGACAAUGUACAUCAUAAGAGGAGAAAAAAAACAGCAGACUACGUUUAGACAAGCAGGCCAGAGUGCUGAAAUUGGAUUUGUACGUUGUUUUCUAAAGCGAUCAGACUCGCCUCUGCUGAUGGUUAUUAGAGCAGAAGUUUUCAUAUUAAAUACGUACAAGUGAAAACAAAUAAGACUGCAAGUCAAAGCAGAGUCCUAAAGGUUUGAAUACCAAGUGACUGACAAACUAAAGAAUUCUUUAUUUCUUUCUCUAGGAAUGACAGUGGAUGUAGAGAACUAACAGCGUUUUCAGUCAAAGUGUUCAUUUGAGAGGUUGGUUGGAUGUUGGAAAAUGAACAAUAUAGAAAUCCCAAUAGACAGGGUCACAGACUUUCUACAAAUGUUUUCAUAACCUCCAAAUCACAUCUUAUUCUUUUGUUUUUGUAUUAGCUUUCUCAUUUUUAGUAUUCAUUCUUCUAGUUUUUUUUUUCUUUCCUCCUGAGAUUCUGCUAAGUAUCCCAUUUCAUGAAAUAUUAUUUUAGUUUAUGAAUAGGAUUGAGUUUUGUUUGUUUGUUAUGGGGGAAGGCGGGGUAUAAAAGAUUGGUGAGUUGUGCAUAGCCAGUUUACUGUAUGUGUACUUCAUUGCUUUGAUUUAUUUUGAUUCAUGUUUUUUUUCCCCUUUCCCCUGACGUUCUUACUUUAAGUUAGCCAGAGGUGACUGUGAAAGCAGUCAUGGAUAACUGAAAUAAACCUAAUCAGUUUAACUCA
Molecule: messenger RNA, 6752 nt
Organism: Colossoma macropomum (tambaqui)
Lineage: Eukaryota; Metazoa; Chordata; Actinopteri; Characiformes; Serrasalmidae
Gene: foxo4
Product: forkhead box O4
Exons: 3
Coding region: 1107-3002 (631 amino acids)
Biological process (GO): regulation of transcription by RNA polymerase II
Cellular component (GO): nucleus
Molecular function (GO): DNA-binding transcription factor activity, RNA polymerase II-specific; RNA polymerase II cis-regulatory region sequence-specific DNA binding
Source: RefSeq, a predicted model, not a curated record